AUGCUGAGCGACAAUCGAAUGCGAGCGAGCCUCCAGGUCGCUCCCCUGGAGCUCACCAAAUCUCGGCCUGAAGAGACCCGCGAUGGCUCUUCUUCACACGACCAGACGCCCAAAGGCGAAUCAAACUUGGACAUUUCACAUCUUGGCUCGCAAAUGACUCCACCUGUUACUCCCUAUGGCUCUCAGGAGGAUCUAUCCUCUCGGCCAGAGUCCCAUAUGCCGCCUGUCUUCCACAACUUCCUCCGCGCGUUUUAUCCCUUUGAGCCAACUAUCGCAAUGACCGAUUCUAGCGUAACCCUGCCACUGGACGAGGGAGACGUUGUCCUGGUACACUCAAUCCACACCAACGGCUGGGCAGAUGGAACACUGCUGGCGUCAGGCGCAAGAGGAUGGCUUCCAACCAACUACUGCGAAGCGUACGAGCCUGAGGAAAUGCGGAAUCUCUUAAAAGCGUUGCUAAAUUUUUGGGAUCUACUACGGAUUACGACCAUUGACGAGGGACACAUGUUCCAGAGUCAAGAUUUUAUGAAGGGUCUGAUCGGUGGAGUACGAUAUCUGCUGGUAAGUAGUCUUACUGAACGUACUCAGUGCCUAAAUCGAGAGUCCACUCUCGUCGAGCGAUGCGAACCUCUACGGAGAUGUCGCAAGUCGCUUCUCUCAGAACUUUCCUCGCUCGUGAAAACAGCGAAGCGACUCCAAGAACUUCAACGGGUGGCAUUGGAUUUCCCCGAAGAGAUUAACGAUGUCGUAGAUCAAAUGAUAUUGAAGGCGUUCAAAAUCGUCACCAAGGGAGUGCGAUUUCUCGAUGUUAUGGACGAAGAUAAGCGAGCUCACGCUUUAUUAACGACGACUCUGGCUCCAGUGAUUGAGGAAACGUGUGUUCCACCAACGCCUCCCGCCGAAAGGGCCGUGUUUAGCGAGCGGACACAAACGGCUACGGAUGACCGUGCUUCUGCCACUGCAACUGUUGGAGAUGCUGCCUCUCUUGCAUCCACAGAGACAAGCAGCCUCUCUCGACCGGCCCAAAGUAGCCGCUGGAGCAAGCGGCUAUCGUCCCUAAGCGCCCAGGUUGGCACUAAUUCCCGUCGACACUCUCAAGUUAGCAUGAACCGCUUGUCCGCGAAUAUGGCCCAUCGGCUAUCGCUGGCUGGACCAUCACCACUUUCCCGCCCUCAUCAUUUAGUGUCUGAGCGUCUCAGCAAAAGCCAUGAUACUUUCCUCUCCCACCUUGGCUCAUUUAUCGGACGCCUGCACUUGCAAUCUCAGUCGCGGCCUGAGCUUGCAACUUCUAUCAAGCUGUCUGCCAUCUCUGGAGGAGAACUCCUGGCCGUUGUCGAUGCGGUUUCUACGCAAAGCAGCUCCAUGAUUGGCGCAUUGGUAUCGUCAAGGGAAUCCUUGCUUGAGCGUAUCCAUGAGCUUGUGUUUGCUGCUCAAGAUACUCUGGCGAAUGCGGAAACAGAGGGAGCAGAUAUCAUAAUGCCACAGGAUAACAACAUUAUGCUAAUGUCGGCGACAAGCUGCGUGCGAGCAGCCGGUGAAUGCGUUGCCUUGACGAAGGGCGUGAUCGAGAGGACAGGAGACUUUGAACUCGAGUCUGAUGGUAAUGCUCUGCAAUUAGACUUGAGUGUUCUCGAUGCCACGGCAACACGGUCGAGGACACCAUCAGUGGCGGAGAAGUCAGAGGUAGCCAGCGUUACCGGGUCCGCUCAUACCACGAGUGACUCGAUGAGCUCUUCCGCCAGGCGGCCAAGUGUAGCAGCACUUGACAAGCCGCUACCUCGAGUCCCUGAAAGCCAGCCCGACGAAGAGUCCACCCCACAGAAUCAAUCUCCCAAGACGUCUCGGCCCUCGUCAGCAACGGAAGAAGGUGUAUCUAGUCCGGCCUCUUCUGCCACAUCCGUUGGGAGAACACUCCCGCAUCUACCAAAGCUUACUACUACUCCUAUGCCCAAGGAUCAUCAGACCACAAUCGACGGCAGCUCUGCCCGGGAGCAGGACCCCCAUUCCUCCUUUGAUAGCAUGGCUGGUUCUAGUGCUGGGAGCAGCACAACAUACAUGAGCAGAGACUCAGAAGUUAGUCUCGUGUCUCAGACUUCAACACGCGCCACUACCCCCGAUCAUACAAUGGUUCCCCGGAGCCAGCCAUCUAUAUCUGAACUGAGCACUACGGGAAGCUCCACCCACUCCAUCCACACCGAGGAAACUGAGGAUGUUGAAUCAAAGCUAUUAAUGAAGACGUAUGCACAUGAGCUAAUUUUCAAUAAAGAAGGCCAAGUUACAGGCGGUACGCUGCCGGCAUUGGUCGAACGGUUGACCACACAUGAGGCCACCCCUGAUGCUACAUUCGUCUCAACUUUCUUUCUGACUUUCAGGCUCUUUUGCAGCCCUAUCCAGCUGACGGAGGCGCUUAUCGAUCGAUUCGAAUACGCGGAGGAAUCACCGCAAACCUCAGGCCCCGUCCGUCUGCGAGUAUAUAAUGCUUUCAAGGGCUGGCUUGAGUCUCAUUGGCGUGAUAACGCUGACCGCGAAGCACUGGCAAUCAUUAUUCCCUUCGCAGAGGAUCGCCUCAAUGCCGUUUUGCCAUCUGCUGGCUCCCGGCUCCUGGAACUGGCGAAUCGUGUGUCGGGCGAAGGCGCGCUGGUGCCCCGGCUUGUCUCUUCUAUGGGCAAGACAAACACAGCCAUCGGCCAAUAUGUGCCCGCAGAUCUUCCUCUUCCCUCCCCCAUCAUUUCCAAGAGUCAGCAAAACUUGCUGCAGUCCUUCAAGGCUGGGGGCACCUUGCCAACAAUAUUGGACUUUGAUCCACAAGAGCUCGCUCGUCAAUUGACCAUUAUGCAGAUGAACAUUUUCCGCUCCAUCUUACCCGAAGAGCUUCUGGCCUCUCAGUGGAUGAAGAAGGGCGGAGUGAAUGCUCCCAACGUCAAGGCCAUGUCAUCCUUAUCUACCGACCUAUCAAACAUGGUUUCUGAAACAAUCCUUCAACAUACAGAACUCAAGAAGCGUGCGGCUGUCAUCAAGCAGUGGAUUAAAAUUGCACAGCAAUUGCUAGAGCUCCACAAUUACGAUGGCCUGAUUUCCAUCAUCUGCAUCCUCAAUGGCAGCACCAUUACUCGCUUGCGCAAAACUUGGGAUACGAUAUCACAGAAGCGGAAAGACAGCCUCCGUCAUUUACAGGACAUUGUAGAGCCGUCGCAGAAUAACAAAAUUCUCCGCACCAAGCUGCAUGAUCACGUUCCUCCCUGCCUGCCUUUUCUAGGCAUGUACCUGACCGACUUGACUUUUGUUGAUGCUGGCAACGCGUCGACGAAGCAAGUAGCUGAGGAAGACGGUGCAGAGGGCCUGACGGUUGUUAACUUUGACAAACACACGCGGACAGCCAAGAUCAUCGGCGAGCUUCAGCGGUUUCAGAUGCCUUACCGUUUGGCAGACCUACCUGAUAUGCAGGAAUGGCUAUCGGCGCAAUUUCAGCUCAUCCGCGAGGGAGACCAAGGGAAUGUUCAAAUAGCAUAUUAUCGAAAAAGCCUUUUGCUGGAGCCUCGCGAAUCAUCAUCAGUGAAGCGAGACUCCGAACCACCGGCUGCAGCCGCGACACCGGCAGCUCCUUCUGCUCGAACGGAUCUUUUUGGUUGGAUGACGCGCAGCGGGCAGAGCUCGACGCCAUCAUAA
Molecule: messenger RNA, 3666 nt
Organism: Trichoderma virens Gv29-8
Lineage: Eukaryota; Fungi; Ascomycota; Sordariomycetes; Hypocreales; Hypocreaceae
Exons: 2
Coding region: 1-3666 (1221 amino acids)
Biological process (GO): Ras protein signal transduction; positive regulation of GTPase activity
Cellular component (GO): plasma membrane
Molecular function (GO): protein binding; guanyl-nucleotide exchange factor activity
Source: RefSeq, a predicted model, not a curated record